This is a messenger RNA of Lytechinus variegatus (green sea urchin), 1781 nucleotides long. RefSeq names its product 2-acylglycerol O-acyltransferase 2-A-like. The transcript is spliced from 7 exons. Gene Ontology annotation, cellular component: endoplasmic reticulum membrane. Gene Ontology annotation, biological process: triglyceride biosynthetic process. The record is from RefSeq and is a predicted model, not a curated record. Gene Ontology annotation, molecular function: diacylglycerol O-acyltransferase activity. Bases 110 to 1117 code for a protein of 335 amino acids. Lineage: Eukaryota; Metazoa; Echinodermata; Echinoidea; Temnopleuroida; Toxopneustidae.
UGAGAGCAGCUUACCGAUUACAUAAUUGGCCGAUCAGCUGUUUGCAAUUUGGAGUAGUUGUAAAGCUUGUACCGGUACUCUCACAAAGGACGCAGUCACAGAAAGUCAGAUGUUGCCAAAGUUUGCUCCCAUCAACAUUCCUCUCCAUCGGCGUUUGGAGACGGGAGCUGUUCUAAUAUGGUGGUACAUCUUUAUGUGGAUUAGAAUGACAGUUCAACUAUUUCUCAUAGUUCUACUCUUUACAAGAUAUUUCUGGGUGUCUUUUGUCCUGAUGGGUUGGGCCUACUAUGACAGACACACCUCAAAGAGAGGGGGUCGCCGUAGCGACUUCAUGCGCCGUGGCCGCAUCUGGAAGAAAAUGGCCGACUACUUCCCGGCUCAUCUGGUGAAGACCGCAGAGCUGGAUCCGAACCGGAACUUCAUCUUCGGAGUGCAUCCCCAUGGCAUCAUGAGCGUUGGUGCCUUCAUCAACUUUGCAACGGAAGCGACGUUCUUCAGCGAGGUCUUUCCUGGGAUAAAGCCCCAUCUUUGCACCCUCUCUGUCAUGUACACAUAUCCACUCGCAAGGGAUUUGAUGAUGGCUGGGGGUAUGUGUGAUGUCAACAAAGAGAGCAUAGACUACCUUUUAGGCCAGUCAGGACCGGGGAAUGCGGCCGCCAUCGUGGUAGGCGGGGCGGGCGAGUCUCUUGAAGCUCGGCCGGACAAUCAUGUGGUCUGCUUGAGAGAAAGGAAGGGAUUCAUCAAAAAGGCUCUUCAGCAUGGGGCGCAUCUUGUUCCUUGCUACACAUUUGGUGAGAACGAACUAUACCACCAGUUUCCAAACACAGAAGGAUCAUGGACACGAUGGAUACAGCAGCAUAUGACCAGGAUUUUCGGCUUUGCGGCACCAAUCUUCUAUGGGAGGGGCAUAUUCCAAUAUAGCUUUGGAUUUCUGCCUUACAGGAAAGAGCUUAAUACAGUUGUUGGUAAGCCUAUUCCUGUGGAGAAGAUGGACACACCCACAUCAGAGGCCAUUGAAGAACUAUGGCACACCUACAUCAAGGCCUUGCAGGAGCUCUUUGAGGAGAAUAAGGUCAAGUAUUGGGUCAGGGGUGACCUCACUCUCCAAGUCAAAUGAGGUCAAAGUUCACAAUAAAUAAUUACCUAAAAACUACAACCUACAGGUCCAAUGAGGUCAAUGAGUUUUUUUUUAAAGGAAUGUAACCCUUUUGAUGAAAGGAGUUUUUUUUUUAAGGAUGACCUAACCCUACAUGUCAAAAGAGGUCAAGGUUCUAGAAAAAUGGGUGACCUUAUCCUGCUGGUCAAAUGAUGUUCAAGCUUUAAACAAUGGGAUUAUCUGUCUGUAUUGUUACCUCAGUUUUUAAGGAUUAUCACUAGGUUUGUAUAGUUCAGAUUAUUUCUCAUGUGUCUUCCAAAAUUAAGACCACUGUAGUGUAAUCCUUAUUUAAAGCUUCUGCAUAUUCGUGUAAUGUAGACCAGGUUUGGGUUACAUUACUUGGCUUGUUGUACUUAGUCUUUGAACUGAUUCACAAUGUUGUACAGUUGUAUGAUGGGUGGGGGUGCAUUUGGGCAGGCAUCUAGGGUAGUUCUAUAAAAAGAAAAAUGCUCUGCCUGUCAGUCACACCCCUCCUCUUCCCACCCUGCCACAUUGAUUUUAAGAUGCCGUUUAACAUCCACAUUUGGUUACGCAAAGUAAAUAAAUUUCAUAAAAUAGGACAAUACCCCUUUUUUCAUAUGAUCAUGAGCAUGGUAUUCAGAUUUCAGAGUAAUGUGCUGAAAAA